Aspergillus bombycis is the source of this 486-nucleotide messenger RNA. RefSeq lists its product as uncharacterized. NCBI's taxonomy places the organism in Eukaryota, Fungi, Ascomycota, Eurotiomycetes, Eurotiales, Aspergillaceae. The record is from RefSeq and is a predicted model, not a curated record. The coding region runs from base 1 to 486 and encodes 161 amino acids. The transcript has 2 exons.
AUGGCUAGCUUGCAAAGGCAACUCGAUACUCUCCUUAAAAUUGUUAAACAAACAUCAAAAAGGUUCAUUUGUCCCGAAUGUCUUCAAGGCUUCCCGCGCUCCGAAGUAUUAUACUGCCAUUUUCGAAAGCAGAAGGACAACAUCCAUCAGGGUCUCGACAUGAGAAACACGGACUAUAAAACAUUCUUAUUGUGCUAUCAAAAGGCCCUCAAGGCCUCCAUCCCUGCAGAAAAGCUGCCGCAAGGUCCACAAUGCUUUGCGCUCGCAUAUAUUGUUGAGCAUUAUGAGGAAGAUGCUGAGACGCAUCAACAUUUAAUUCCGAAUUCAGCCUCUCAUAACCAAACAGCCAAUUCACUCUUUGAUGCAGGUCCAUCUUCCUCGGCUCUGCCUUCCGAUUACCUACCGCAAGGCGCGAUACUUGACGAAAGUACGGUGUGGAACAACUGGGGAAACGUCAGUCCAGGAUUUGAAGAUGGUUUCAACUGA